Messenger RNA from Argentina anserina (silverweed cinquefoil), 1634 nucleotides. RefSeq lists its product as uncharacterized. NCBI's taxonomy places the organism in Eukaryota, Viridiplantae, Streptophyta, Magnoliopsida, Rosales, Rosaceae. The transcript is spliced from 5 exons. The record is from RefSeq and is a predicted model, not a curated record. Bases 134 to 940 code for a protein of 268 amino acids.
UUCAUGUGUUCUUCCCCAAAAUUGAAUUCGAAAACAGAAUUUUCGCGCCUUCUCUCUACAUUUCUUCAACCUCAGAAUGCCAAACCUUCAAAAGAGCCCAAGCUUCUGCUCCAAACCCUAAGCUCCCAAAUCCAUGGACGACAAAGACCUAGACGACGCCGCUUUAUGGGCCGUGAUCGACUCCGCCGCCGCCUCCCACUCCUCCAAAUCCAAAUUCCAACCCCGCCACCCCCUCGCGAUCCAGUACCACAACCGCCCUUCUCCGCCGAUCUCAAACCCCUCGCCGCCGCCGAAGCUCUUCAAGACCGCUCGGAUCUCCUACUCCGCCGAGUCCGACUCCAAAUCGGAGGGCGAGGUCGUCGAGGAGCCUUGGGCUUUCCAUCCGCCGAGGAAGAUCGCCAGGUCAUCGAACGACGACAAGUCCCUCGCCGUCGUCAGAAAUGUAGCCCGCACGCCUACCACGCCGGUGUACGCUUCGCCGGAGUCGCAUCUCUCGCCGGGAAUCGGGAGGUUCAAUAGUCCGGUGAGCUAUCCGCCGAGAGAAGAGAGGGAUAGUAAUCCUGUGCAGACGGCGCAGCAUAGCUUGUGUGGAAUGUUCCCUUCGGUUUCGUUGUUCAAGGAGUAUCAAGAUGCAGCUAUGGCUAUCUUGGAGAAAACUGAUUACGUUAAAAUUCAAGGGAACACUUACAUAAAAAAGUCAGGUUGGAGGAAGAUAUCGUUUUACUUCAAUCUCUCCUUUGAGAUCAAAGACAAGAGCAUCGAGUUUGAUGAAGGUCGAAAUGUUCUGCGUGCAGAGUUUGUGGUUCGAGCACACAUGCAGGGUGGAAGAUUUUCAGAUGGAUGGGGCUCCUGUGAUCGGAGGGAGAAGAGAUUCAACAAACCGAAUCAUGAUGUUCCAAGUACAGCGGAAACUAGAGCCAAAAAUAAGGCAUCCUCGUGAUCUGUGAGCCUUUGGGACUGUGAUUGGGAUGAUUAGCUUUUGUUUGCAGCCAUUAAGCAUUUUGCAUUUUCUCAUGAUCACUGAGACCAUCCUUGCUCAGAAGAUUCACCAAGACAGCAGGAAGGAGGAACACCUUUCCCCUUGCCCCAUGUAAAAUUAUUUUACGGUGGCAAAAAAUGAGGCAAAUUAAGAAAUGAUUUGUUUUGCUGACUACAGAUGACAAAUCUGUAGUCUUCAAGAUCAGCGUCAUUGCAUAGUGCUCAUCCAUCUUAUGUAUGAUUUUGAUUCACGAUUUGUGUAGUGCAGAUUAUAAUUUAAUAGUGACGCUAAAGCCCAUUUAAUUUUUUUAGUGGAUGGCCACAAAUUAAUAGCCUUGCUAAAAGUAUUACCCUUAUAAUCGUCUAUGUAUGUCUUCAGCUUGCUUCUAGCAAGGAAAAAUGAAAUAUGCAUUAUCAUGUUUCGUCUCCCUUUUCUGAGUGAUGAUAUGAUUUUCUUCUGUUCCUUGUUCUGAUAUUAUGUGAUGGUUAAAUUAUGGGGAAGUGGGAAGACCACCAAACACACAAGUUUCUUGUCUGCUUUGGAGUAAAAUUCAAGAUAAAUAAUACUAGUAUCAGAUAAUCUAGUUUAUAAUUGUCAGAACUAUGCAUGUGCUAUCUGUUUACUUACCUCCAGGCUUUAUUUGCUAACCCAUACA